AUUAUUCAGAGUUUUUUUCAUUUCUUUCAAACACUUUCUUAUAUUCCCUCUCUCUCACAUUCGAUUUCGCAAUUAUUUCCAUUUUUCACACCAAAUGACGACGUCGUUCCACUAGUCUCCAUCAGCAUUCUCUCAACAUUCACCUUGAAUUGAUUCUCCUUAACCUAUUUUGACACCGGCAGAAUUUUCCGAUUAGUUCAAUUAUUGAGUUUGCGGAUGAGUUGUGUCGUCAUUGAUUGCUAAUUUCCACCAUGUGUUCUGAUAUUUCUAGCUUUUUUGACGACGAUUUGUUAUGGUGGCAAUGAGAGGUUCGCCUGUUAGUCGGCGAGCGGUUCAGCGAUUCCGAAAACUCGGAUCUGUAAAAAUUAAAAUAUUGCUCGGAUUUUGCAUCUUAUUCACCUUGAUUUUGCUCGUUUUUCGUGCUUCCACUUCAUUGCCAUGGCAACAGCAUUACAGUCUUGUGGAUCAAUCUGAUGUUCACAGGAAGGGAUAUACUCUUUUAAUCAAUACAUGGAAGAGAAACGAUCUUUUGAAGAAAUCCAUUUCUCAUUAUGCAGAAUGUCAUGGAUUGGACUCCAUACACAUUGUAUGGAGUGAGCCUAGUUCUCCAUCUGAAUCUCUUAUCCAUUACUUAGAGCAUGUUGUACAAAGAAACUCAAAGAAUGGGCGACAGAUUGAACUGAAAUUUGAUAUCAAUGCAGAGGACAGCUUAAACAAUAGAUUCAAAGAAAUCAAGGAUUUGAAGACAGAUGUGGUCUUUUCUAUUGAUGAUGAUGUAAUAUUCCCUUGUUCUUCAGUUGAACUGGCAUUUAAUGUUUGGCAGAGUGCUCCAGAUACAAUGGUCGGAUUUGUGCCACGCAUGCAUUGGCUGGAUCAAUCAAGAGGCAACCAGGAAUACUAUGUUUAUGGAGGUUGGUGGUCUGUUUGGUGGAUGGGCACUUAUAGUAUGGUUCUAUCAAAGGCAGCUUUUUUCCACGAGAAGUAUCUGGCAAUGUACACAAAUGAGUUUCCUGCAUCCCUUCGAGAUUAUGUCGCUCAGAACAGAAAUUGUGAAGAUAUUGCUAUGUCGUUUCUUGUUGCAAAUGCAACUGCUGCUGCUCCAAUCUGGGUAAAAGGUAAGAUAUUCGAAAUCGGUUCUAUAGGAAUCAGCAGUUUGGGAGGUCACAGGAAGAAACGGACCGAAUGCGUUAACAGGUUCGUUGCUACGUUUGGGAAAAUGCCUUUAGUUUCGACUUCCAUGAAAGUUGUUGAUAGCCGAAACACCUGGUUUUGGUGAUUGUGUACCUUCAUCUUAACACACCCUACUCAUUUAGUUCUGCAUAGUAUACUGCAUUACCAAUUUUUUUAAGUCCAUCCCAUUUACUCAUGUAUUUAUCCCACUCUAAAAAUGAAAAACAAUAGUAAAAAAGUUUAGCGUUAAACAUAUCUAGAUCAGUUGUUCAGUUCCCCACCAUAUCCAUGUACUGCCUUCUUCCGUUGGUAAAAUUUUUCGGAAGCCAUUUUCAGACUGAUUUUAGCAAUAUUCAAAGUAAUCACUCAAACAAUAGAAGAUUCGGACUAUUCUGUUUGGAGGAUCUCUCUUGUCAACUAAUAACUAAUAAGAUGUUCUCUUGUGGGUCAUAA
This is a messenger RNA of Amaranthus tricolor (Joseph's coat), 1623 nucleotides long. Its product is annotated as glycosylinositol phosphorylceramide mannosyl transferase 1. The record is from RefSeq and is a predicted model, not a curated record. Gene Ontology annotation, cellular component: membrane. NCBI's taxonomy places the organism in Eukaryota, Viridiplantae, Streptophyta, Magnoliopsida, Caryophyllales, Amaranthaceae. The transcript is spliced from 5 exons. Gene Ontology annotation, molecular function: glycosyltransferase activity. The coding region runs from base 293 to 1276 and encodes 327 amino acids.